AAUUUCAUUUUUAUAAUUUUUCACAAUACUUCCAAACAGCCCUUAAAACUCAGCUUUCGCACAAGGACAGUACCGUCCUGGGCCGUCGCCAAAAACCAGUGCGUGUGUGGGAGAGGGAGAAAUCAGAAGAAGGUCCCGUCGAAGAGAACUCAAAGAGAGAGGAGAAGGGAAAAGAAGAGGAAAUCGAUUAUUGGGCAGUGAUAGACGGAGGUCUGGGCGUAGAUAUCCAUGGCGGAAGAUCUGGUUUUGGACACGGCGAUCAGAGAUUGGGUGCUCAUUCCUCUCUCCGUCGUGAUGGUUCUCAUCGGAAUCCUCCGCCACUUCGUCGCCAAACUCAUGCGGUCAUCUCAUACACCGGAUGCGAAGAUCGUCAAAGAAGGUCAGGUCGUUGUUAGGGCGCGGAACUUAAGGACUUCUGCGAAUUUCAUACCUCCUAAGGCAUUUCGCGCUCGCCGGGUUUACUUCAGCAAUGAGGAAAAUGGAUUACUACAUGUUCCAAAGGGGCAGGCUCAGAAUGCACAGGCACAAAUGUUCUCUGACCCAAACAUGGCUAUGGAUAUGAUGAAGAAAAACCUUUCAAUGAUCAUACCUCAGACUCUUACUUUUGCAUGGGUGAACUUUUUCUUCUCUGGUUUUGUAGCAGCAAAGAUACCAUUUCCACUCACCCAGAGGUUUAGAGCUAUGUUACAAAAUGGAAUUGACUUGAGUACAGUUGACGUUAGCUAUGUCAGUAGUCGAUCAUGGUACUUCCUCAAUCUGUUUGGAUUAAGGGGUCUAUUCAGUCUCAUUCUAGGAGAAGAAAAUGCGACUGAUGAUACUCAACGUAUGAUGCAAAUGAGUGGAUUUGGCAUGGAUCCCUCGAAGGGUUUGAGUGCAGAGAAAGACAGCCUCGACAUAGUUCAGCACGAAUGGGUCUUACCAAAAUUUGAGCAGCGGGCUGAAGCAGUGUUGAGAAAACUCAUCAGCUGAGCAGUGCCAACAUACACCGACCUUCGCAAGUGACUCUCCUCCAGUCUUGUUUCUUUGUUCAUUAAGAGUUUUUUCGUUAGCUAUGCAGAGUAGUUGGCAAAGGCCUGAGCGAUUGCCCGGUGAAAACCGCCACUGAAGUUGUUGUCAGCCUAAUUAUGUUGCCCAAAUUUAUUGUAAUUUUGGUGAUCAUGAAAAAUAUUCACAUUUGGUAGGGUGUAGCUGACUUCUGCCCUCUCAAACUUUGAUCUCAUGUAGAACUUGCAACUACCAUUAUUUGCAUAGUGUUGCAGACUGCUUUAGCCCUUGGUCUUGAUUUUGUUCAAAA
Malania oleifera is the source of this 1294-nucleotide messenger RNA. RefSeq lists its product as uncharacterized. The transcript is spliced from 8 exons. Gene Ontology annotation, biological process: protein folding in endoplasmic reticulum. The record is from RefSeq and is a predicted model, not a curated record. Gene Ontology annotation, cellular component: membrane; EMC complex. The coding region runs from base 229 to 969 and encodes 246 amino acids. NCBI's taxonomy places the organism in Eukaryota, Viridiplantae, Streptophyta, Magnoliopsida, Santalales, Ximeniaceae.